AUGAAGUUCGCCGAGCACCUCGCGGCGCACAUCACCCCCGAGUGGCGGAAGCAGUACAUCCAGUAUGAGGCUUUGAAAGAGAUGCUAUAUGCAGCUGUGGACCAGGCCCCUUCUAUAGAAGACACAGAUGAGGACACAGUGAAAAGGUGUUUUGCCACGUUUGAAGAGAAGUUCUUCCAGACCUGUGAGAAAGAACUUGCCAAAAUCAAUAUUUUCUAUUCAGAAAAGCUUGCAGAAGCUCAGCGCAGGUUUACUACUCUUCGGACUGAGUUACAGUCAACUUUGGACGCACAGAAAGAAGCCAGUGGGGCUUCCACGCUGCAGCGGCGCAGAAAGCCGGUCUUCCACCUGUCCCACGAAGAGCGUGUCCAGCAUAGGAAUAUCAAAGAUCUGAAAUUGGCCUUCAGCGAGCUCUACCUCAGCCUCAUCUUACUGCAGAACUAUCAGAACCUGAACUUCACCGGCUUCCGCAAGAUCUUAAAGAAGCAUGACAAGAACCUGGAGACGGCGCGGGGGGCGGAAUGGCGGGUGGCCGAGGUGGAGGUGGCACCCUUCUACACCUGCAAGAAGAUCAACCAGCUUAUCUCCGAAACAGAGGAAGUGGUGACCAACGAGUUAGAAGAUGGAGACAGACAGAAGGCUAUGAAACGUUUGCGUGUUCCACCCUUAGGAGCAGCUCAGCCUGUACCAGCCUGGACUACGUUCAGGGUUGGAUUGUUCUGUGGGUUGUUCAUCGCACUGAACGUCACUGUCAUACUUUCAGGUGUGGCUUUUAUAGAUGGACCAAAUGUGUGGCCACUUGUGAGAAUCUAUCGAGGUGGCUUUCUCCUGAUAGAAUUCCUCUUUCUCCUGGGUAUCAACACAUAUGGCUGGAGACAGGCUGGAGUGAAUCACGUCCUCAUCUUCGAACUCAAUCCCCGCAGCAACUUGUCCCAUCAACAUCUCUUUGAGAUUGCUGGUUUCCUGGGGGUUUUGUGGUGCCUGAGCCUGCUGGCAUGUAUAUAUGGUAAAUUCACCUACAUCCCUAUGCAGGUGAAUCCACUCAUCUUGUAUGGCUUCAUGUUGCUUUUUCUCAUCAACCCUACCAAAACCUUAUAUUACAAGUCCCGUUUUUGGCUGCUCAAACUAUUGUUUCGAGUGUUCACUGCUCCCUUCCACAAGGUGGGCUUCGCAGAUUUCUGGCUGGCUGACCAGCUCAACAGCCUGGUUGUGAUACUCAUGGAUCUGGAAUACAUGAUCUGCUUCUACAGCUUUGAGGUUCAGUGGGAGGACAAUGCUGGACUUCUGCCAAAAGAGCUGCAGAAUAAUCAGAUUUGUUACAGCUACUCCUACGGAGUGAGAGCCGUUGUCCAGUGCAUCCCUGCUUGGUUGCGAUUCAUCCAGUGCCUGCGCCGUUACCGUGAUAACAAACGGGCCUUUCAUCUGGUUAAUGCUGGAAAAUAUUCCACCACCUUCUUCGUGGUGACAUUUGCAGCCCUCUACAGCACUCACAAAGAUAAAAACCACAGUGACACCCAAGUGUUCUUCUACCUGUGGAUUAUCUUCUGUUUCAUCAGCUCUUGCUAUACCCUUAUUUGGGACCUGAAGAUGGACUGGGGUCUCUUUGACAAAAAUGCUGGUGAAAAUACCUUUCUUCGAGAAGGAAUUGUCUACCCACAGAAAGCAUACUACUAUUGUGCCAUUGUAGAAGACGUGAUCCUGCGUUUUGCGUGGACCAUCCAGAUCUCCCUCACUUCCAUGCAAAUCUUUCCGUACGCUGGGGACAUAAUUUCUACUGUAUUUGCCCCGCUUGAGGUAUUCCGGCGGUUUGUGUGGAACUUCUUCCGUCUGGAGAAUGAGCACCUGAACAACUGUGGUGAGUUUCGUGCCGUGAGGGACAUCUCUGUGGCACCGCUCAACGCCGAUGACCUGACGCUCUUGGAUCAGAUGAUGGACCAGGAAGAUGGUGUACGAAACCGCCGCAAGAACAAACAGUGGAAGCGCAGCCAGAGCGUGUCCUUGCGCAGACCUCGUCUUGCUUCACAGUCCAAGGCUUGUGACACUAAGGUAUUGAUAGAGGACCUAGCGAAUGAAGCGAACACAUGAGAUGGCCACGGUCUCUUAUUCCGCAUCCUUUGUUUUCUCGUUCUGUUCCCCUCUUCCCCAAGUAACCCGAUCUCUGGUACAGUUCCAGCUGAAAACAGGAGAAAACACUGAACACGUUUUCCGAGCUCUUCCAGACCAGAUCCUAUGGACUCCAACAAGCUCACUGUGUUUCGUUUCUUUUCUUCUGGGUUAAUUUUAAUGUUCUAUUUUAAAAAAAAAAAUAAAAUAUUUUACUUUGUUUUGCCAAUAAAGAGGACA
Messenger RNA from Gavia stellata (red-throated loon), 2343 nucleotides. RefSeq names its product xenotropic and polytropic retrovirus receptor 1 (gene XPR1). Gene Ontology annotation, cellular component: plasma membrane; cytoplasm; Golgi apparatus. Gene Ontology annotation, molecular function: inositol hexakisphosphate binding. Gene Ontology annotation, biological process: phosphate ion transport; cellular response to phosphate starvation. The transcript has 16 exons. Bases 1 to 2085 code for a protein of 694 amino acids. NCBI's taxonomy places the organism in Eukaryota, Metazoa, Chordata, Aves, Gaviiformes, Gaviidae. The record is from RefSeq and is a predicted model, not a curated record.